AUGCUGCCCGUAUCGCAAAAAGCCUCGUUCCCCCGAGGCCGAAGUUUUCCUUCAACUUUCCCUAGCGUGCCUUUCUGCGCACUUCACCUUCCCAGCGUGCGUUCGGUCCCUCUCGACAGUGACGUCCGCGGCGCGAUGGUGAGCGUAAUGCAGGCCAACUUGCUGAAUCAGCGAGGGGCAGCGUCGUGUGGGCCUUCUCCUGCCGCCGCCAGGUGCGGGCUGGCCGAGGAGGACGAUACCGAAGCGACCCCGUUGAGUAGCAGCGUCCGGACAGAGGAGGCGUGCUGGCGCAAUGCGGUGACGACCGAGGAUGCAGCGUUGCCGCGAGAUGCCUCUACGUGUAUCCUGUGGUGCGCGAUCGCCCUCGGUGCUCUCGUGCGGGGGUACCCUUUGGCACAUGUGCAGUGGGCCAACCUCGCCAUGGCCUUCGUGCACAACUUCCUUGGCGAUCAGGGAGUGUACGACCUGCUUAGGUACGCCGGGAAGGCUUGGGUGCUCGAGGUAGGCCUCGCCUCGAGGAAGGACAUAGAUGCCUACUGCCAGAGCGUGGCCCCCAUUUGGAAGGGAAAACAAAAUUUGCCACAAGCCGCGGCGGCGGCCUCGAGACCGUCGCCCACUUGUGGAGGGACUGACGAUGCGGAGGGGGUGGUGGGAGGGCUCGUCGACACGCCUCUGCCGACAAAGGAAGGGGGUCUCGCUCUGCCUACCCCCACCGAUCCCUUGCAAGGGAUGAAGGAGGCGAUGCCGGAACUGCUCCGCGCGAAUGGCUUUCUUUUGCGGUGAGGAGGAGGAACGCGAAAAUAUGUGUGAUCUCUAAGGGUGGAUGGAUGGGAUUUUCAAGGAACUACUGAUAGCAGGCAUGCAUGUGCUUUUUGGUGCACGCUGUCUGCUCAUUUCGGUUGUCGUGCAGCCGGUAGGCCGCCUAUGCGCUCCCCCUGAUCCUGAAAGCACGACAUCUUCACGAUGCGAGUAUUAUUGCCUCCCCCUUGCUUUCCUCCUGAAGGUCACAUCACGGGGGACGGCGACCGCUAUAUACCCUGAACAGUUCGAGUGUCGCGCGUGGUAGAGUUGCAACCACAACGUUCGUAAGGGUCUCCUGGCUCUCGGGAGCUCCGUGGGUGUGCGGGUGGCUACGAUGGUGACGUGGGGCCCACACCGUAUUCCCGUCCAAAGAAACUCUGUCUCUUACUGUUCGCUUUUUUCGAGUUUGUUUGUGCCUCUCGCUUCUCGCUCGUGUCCGCUCCCGGCAAUGAUGGCGGGGGAUAGUUCCAAGAUGCAUUCGGGGCUCGGUAGUCUGCUGUACUACAUGUGAGCUGGUUUUCUGAGGGAGCCAUCGCCUAGUCUUCGUUGCGUGGUCUUGAGUGUAUUUGUACAACAUCAAGGCGUUGUGAGUGUGCUCGAUGGCCAGCGGGGAGUGUUAGUCUUACCACUGCGCCAUUAUUCUGGAGUAUAUUCAUUGUUGUCAUUGCGUACACCAAAAGGAGGAUUGUGACUGCGUGCUCACACACAACGUCUAGUGCCCCCCCCCGAUU
Ectocarpus sp. CCAP 1310/34 is the source of this 1532-nucleotide messenger RNA. Lineage: Eukaryota; Phaeophyceae; Ectocarpales; Ectocarpaceae. The record is from the annotation of a GenBank genome assembly.